AUGGCCUUCGCCCUCUCCUCCAAGAGCGCUCUGCGCACCGCGGCCCGCACGACCGGUGCUAAGUCCUCCCGCGUGGUGCCCCGCGCGGCCGUUGAGUGGUAUGGCCCCGACAGGCCCAAGUACCUGGGCUCCUUCUCCGAGGCUGAUACUCCCUCGUACCUGACUGGCGAGUUCCCCGGCGACUACGGCUGGGACACCGCCGGCCUGUCGGCCGAUCCCGCCACCUUUGCCCGCUUCAGGACCAUUGAGGUCAUCCACGCCCGCUGGGCCAUGCUCGGCGCUCUGGGCUGCGUGACGCCCGAGCUCCUCGCCAAGAACGGCGUGCCGUUUGGCGACUCCGCUGUCUGGUUCAAGGCUGGCACCGCCAUCUUCGCCGAGGACGGCCUCAACUACCUGGGCAACCCCAACCUGGUGCAUGCCCAGUCCAUCCUGGCCACCCUGGGCUUCCAGCUCGUGGUGAUGGGCGCCGCUGAGAGCUUCCGCUACAACGGCGAGGCCCCCGGCGGCUUCGGCGAGGGCCUGGACACCCUGUACCCCGGUGAGGCCUUUGACCCCCUGGGCCUGGCCGACGACCCCGACACCCUGGCUGAGCUCAAGGUCAAGGAGAUCAAGAACGGCCGCCUGGCCAUGUUCUCCAUGUUCGGCUUCUUUGUGCAGGGCCUGGUGACCGGUGACGGCCCCAUCGCCAACCUGGACAGCCACCUUGCUGAGCCCGGCGCCAACAACGCGUGGGCAUUCGCUUCCAAGUUCCUGCCGGCAUAA
Messenger RNA from Monoraphidium neglectum, 762 nucleotides. Its product is annotated as Chlorophyll a-b binding protein of LHCII typeI. Lineage: Eukaryota; Viridiplantae; Chlorophyta; Chlorophyceae; Sphaeropleales; Selenastraceae. The record is from RefSeq and is a predicted model, not a curated record. The transcript has 6 exons. Gene Ontology annotation, cellular component: plastoglobule; chloroplast envelope; chloroplast thylakoid membrane. Gene Ontology annotation, biological process: response to light stimulus; photosynthesis, light harvesting in photosystem I. Bases 1 to 762 code for a protein of 253 amino acids.